Messenger RNA from Dryobates pubescens (Downy woodpecker), 1489 nucleotides. RefSeq names its product fibrinogen beta chain (gene FGB). The record is from RefSeq and is a predicted model, not a curated record. Bases 26 to 1468 code for a protein of 480 amino acids. Gene Ontology annotation, cellular component: fibrinogen complex. The transcript is spliced from 8 exons. Gene Ontology annotation, biological process: protein polymerization; blood coagulation; platelet activation. Lineage: Eukaryota; Metazoa; Chordata; Aves; Piciformes; Picidae. Gene Ontology annotation, molecular function: signaling receptor binding.
UGAGCUGCUCAAGAAAGUCAGCACCAUGAAACUGCUCCUGUUGUUCCUGCUCUGUGUUUCCUCUGUCAGAUCCCAGCUUUCUACUGACUAUGAUGAUGAGGACGACGCCCCUGUGCCCGGGGUUCGAGGCCACCGACCCCUGGACAAAAGGCGGGAAGCAGCCCCCACGCUCCGACCUGUGGCACCUCCCAUCAGCGGAGCUGGGUACCAACGCCGGCCCCCAAAGCCGGGGAAGGCAGGGGACAAGAAAGAGCGUAUCAUCUACCCUGACGCGGGUGGCUGCAAGCAUCCUUUAGAGGAGCUGGGAGUGCUAUGUCCAACAGGAUGUGAGCUUCAAACUACACUGCUGAAACAGGAAAAAACUGUGAAACCAGUUGUUCGUGAUCUAAAGGACAAAGUGAGCAAGCUGUCUGAAAGCUCUACAACAUUCUAUGAAUAUGUGACUGUUCUAGAAGAUAAAUUGAUAAAGAGGCAAAAACAAAGAAAAGACAAUGAUGAUGUAUUUUCGCAGUACAACUCAGAAGUUGAGCUGCAUUAUAAUUAUAUAAAGGAUAACCUGGACAAUAACAUCCCAUCUAGCCUCAGGGUCCUUCGUGCAGUUGUGGAUUCUUUACACAAAAAGAUACAAAAGCUGGAAAAUGCUAUUGCAACCCAGGUGGACUACUGUCGUUCCCCAUGUGUUGUUUCCUGUAAUAUUCCAGUGGUUUCAGGCAAAGAAUGUGAAGAUAUUAUCAGAAAGGGAGGUGAGAUAUCAGAAAUGUACCUCAUCCAGCCAGAUCCUUUCACCAAACCAUACAGAGUAUACUGUGACAUGGAAACAGAUAAUGGAGGCUGGACUUUGAUUCAGAACCGCCAGGACGGUAGUGUUAACUUUGGAAGAGUAUGGGAUCGGUAUAAAAAAGGAUUUGGAAAUGUUGCAAAGAGUGGAGGAAAGAAAUACUGUGACACACCAGGUGAAUAUUGGCUUGGAAAUGAGAGGAUCAGCCAGCUUACCAAAAUAGGGCCCACUGAAGUUUUAAUUGAAAUGGAGGACUGGAAUGGCGAUAAAGUAUCAGCUCAUUAUGGAGGUUUCACCAUACAGAAUGAAGGAAACAAGUAUCAGCUUUCAGUUAGUAACUACAAAGGCAAUGCAGGCAACGCACUAAUGGAUGGAGCUUCACAGCUGCAUGGAGAGAACAGGACAAUGACAGUUCACAAUGGCAUGUUCUUCAGUACUUAUGACAGAGACAAUGAUGGAUGGUUAACUUCAGAUCCAAGAAAACAGUGCUCCAAAGAAGACGGUGGUGGAUGGUGGUAUAAUCGCUGCCACGCAGCCAAUCCCAAUGGAAGAUACUACUGGGGAGGGACCUACAGCUGGGAUAUGGCAAAACAUGGUACAGAUGAUGGUAUUGUAUGGAUGAACUGGAAAGGGUCAUGGUAUUCAAUGAAGAAGAUGAGCAUGAAAAUCAGGCCAUACUUUCCACAGUAACCAUUAUUAAAAUGUACAGAA